This is a messenger RNA of Porites evermanni, 14144 nucleotides long. The record is from the annotation of a GenBank genome assembly. Lineage: Eukaryota; Metazoa; Cnidaria; Anthozoa; Scleractinia; Poritidae.
AUGUUAAAAUCUGCGACUCGUGGUUGUUUUCUGCCAAAAACUGUUGGAUCCGAUCUCGUAUUGACACUGAGAAAAAUGUCUUACACAUCGGCCCGUGUUAAAGCAAUGGCUCUUUUUGUUAAACACGAAGCAAAGUUUGAAGGAAAACACAAAGGGAAUCCAUUCCAUAAAAUCGACAAUCCACAGGUGCGAUCGAUUGCCCAUGCAUAAAUAAUUAUUCGUGAUUAUUUAAGUUAAUGUGGGAUGCAUGAUCAUGAGGUUUAAGUUAAAGCUGAUGUCAGGGCAUUUGAAAAGAAAAAUGUAUGGGGAAACUAUAGACUACAGGGCCACCCAGGGCCACCCGUGUCGGGAAGGUGAAGAACCUAAAGGGGUGGUGCUUAAGGUACAGUACUAUACAAGCAAGAGUAUAAUAUUGUGAAAGGUUUGAUUCCAGAAGCCAUUUCAUAAGUAGGUUGAGUAUGAUCAUCCGGAUGAACUCACUUACUACCCCACAGGUCAGUCACUGUCAACAACAACAGUCCUAUUUGGGACUACGUUCACCCGAAUGAUCAUACUCAACCUACUUAUCAGUUCUAUAAUGUCCUAAACUUUACAACAUACAUUUAGAGGCUGCCAUUGGAGUUCUACUCUUUUGAUAAUGACUCCAAAUCUAACUUCAUCUCUAGUGAAAACCAGCCUUUAAUUGCUUCUAUAAAUUUCGAUAAAGACUACCACCCCUUCUAGGGAGGUAAGAAUAUCUCGUUGUCCCUUUACAUGUACAUUUUGCAGCAGAACAGUACACUACAACCCCCUCCUCUCAGUGCUGUCAUUGAAUGGCCUUCCCUCUGCUACAAUUAACAUGGCACCCAGCUACUGUAAAUCCUCUGUUAAGCCCCCCCUCUCAAAUAAGCCUCCCCCUCUCUGAUAAGCGCCCCCUUUUCAGAGGAGGAAAGUUAAUAAAUCCCCCCUCUCCAUUAAGCCCCCCCUCCCCCUCCCCUAAUCCUGAUCAGUUAUGGUUUAUUCAUAAAAAUUACCAAAGAACAUGAGGCCGAAAGCACAUUUUUGAAGAAUAAGAAUUUUGUUUUUGCUACUUUUAGGCUCCGACAGGUGAAUUAAAUACUUUUGACAGAGACUUUAAUUGUACAACACAUAAAUCUACUCUGUCUCAUACCACGGUAUUUUUGCCACAGAUGAUGCGUUUUGCUAAAUUAAAUAAGCCCCUCCUCCCUUUUAAGCUUCCCCUCAAAAGUGCUUGAAAAAAAUAAGCCCCCCGGGGGGCUUAAUAGAGGAUUUACGGUACUUUCCAGGGAAAAUAAAUUGUAGAAGAAAAAUAGAACGAAAAGAAAUCCAUAAUUAUUUGAUUCCCUGCCCAUCUUAGUGACAGCCCUGCAAUGUCCCUGAUUUUACAGGUUUAGUUCUUAUCUGGUAGGUAACAAUUGGAACUGUUUCCCUCAGGGCUGUCAUUAAGUUUUGAAGUAGUUGUAGCAAAUGAAGAUUCACCUGUACCAUCUCACAAAAGUUUAUUGUGUCACCUUAUAAAGCUUUCCUCUUUGAUGACCCCCAACAUCAAGUAAGCUCAGGCCUAACAGGUGCUAUGGGUUAUGGCACUGUCUUAAUGAGAGCUCUGAUUCAAUAUAUGUAUAGGUAUUAUGUUUAAUUAGCUCAGGUUUUAUCGCCAUUAUAUAUAUUAUCAAGUUUCCUUUAUUAUUUAUGUACAUUGUCUUUAUUAGGGCGUCAUCAACAUGGGAACAAGUGAAAAUAAGUUAUUAUUUGACUUGCUUAAAAAGAAGGUAAUUAUGUUAGUAUCAUCUUUUGCAAAGCAAUUUGGGGAAAAAAAGGAGCGUCCUUAUUUAGAUUUAAUUAGAAUAUGAUAUAAUUAUACAUGUAUGUAUUUGUUGAGUUGUAUCUGUCUCUGCCAUCUCAUUAGUUUGAGAGAAACAAAGUGAUGUAGUAUUGUAAAUAUAUUACGUGUAUAUGUCUGAUCAUUUUAAAAUUAAUUUUAUUUUUAUAGUUUGAGGAAAAAGAAUCUCAUACCUUACUUCAAGAGCACACAGAAUAUUUCUGUGCUGAGGGGCUGAUGAGGUAUUCUGUCAUUUUUACUGUUACAAAUGUGCACAGUUCUUUAUAUGCAAGUUAGACUUAAGUAACUGCUUUUCAUUUAGGAGACAGCGUGGCUGAGGGGUCAGUACAUCAGACUUGCAAUGUUGUGGUCCGGGGUUUGUCGAGUCCUGCUCUGGCCAGGCCACUAACUGGAUUUGUUCUUGGUUGUUACGAGUUGAAAUACUCAGCUAUGCCUGUAAAUUGCCGGCUGGUUGCCUCCUGCCAGUUGGGGUUUUUAGUCCUGUGAUGUUGUUUGUGGAUUAUUUGUUUCAGAUAUUAUUAUCUUUUUUUAUUAUUUCAUUCAAAACAUUUCUCCAUUUCUGUCUGGCUCAAGUUUCCUGCCUAAUUCUUUAUAACCAGCUACCGCUGACCAAAUCUAGGAGACAAUUACUGAUAUCAGUAUAAUUGAUGUCAGUUGUACAGAUAUCAACAGAUUAAGGACAGCAGAAGGUUGGUAGCUCAGCUGUUUUAGCCAAGCGUUGAUCACCGGAUUUGGCUUUUAUAUAACAUGAAGAAUUAUAUAGAUCUCAAGGGUUGCUAUCCCUGGAUAAUUCUUUAUAUUAUAGCCCCAUCCAAUAAUAAAUGCUAAUAAAUUAUUAGAGCAACAGCUAGAGCAAUUACUACUGUAAUUUUCUAAUACUGGUGGUGACUGCUUUGUCCAUACUGUCAUGCCACUGUUGCCAUUGCCAUAACUAUACUGUACCAGCACCACCACCACCUUCGCACUACUGCUGUUGCCAACAGUCUAUUUGAUCCAAUUAAUUUUUAUGUAAACAUUAUUAGAACUAGCUUUCACAGUCACACAGUCAUAGUUACUGUGCCAAUGUUGCCAAUAUUAAUAGAACCACACAUCAUCAUCAUCAUCAUCAUCAUCACUAUUUUUGUUCUUUAUUUUAGUUUUAGACAAACUAUUGCUGAUUUCCUGAAUCAUUAUAUGAAGCCAGCAGAGCCCAUAUCUUCAGAGGAAGUAAGUAUUUCAUCAAGACAAAAGUUCUCCCUAUUAUGUUACAGAUACAUGUAUGAAUAUUAAAUUUUUUCGGUCCUGAUCAAAAGAAUGAACAGUAACCACAACUACUGCAAUUUCCUUUUGGUUCAGGGACUGACUUUGUUUUGGUUUAUGUACAGCUCAUAGUAUCUAAUGGAGCAACACCAUUAGUGGAUGCAAUUGCGUAUACAUUAGCAGAUGAAGGAGGUAUGUACUUACAUGUAAUAUAUAGCAUGCCCAGGUAUAUAGGGGUUGCAGUUGUUAUCAUGCAUGGUCAUCAGGGCUCAGUAGUAGUAGCCAAAAGCUCUAUUUUUUUUUUCUCUAAAGGAUUGCCUAGAUACACAUGUGUAAUAAUAUAUUGUAAGUCAUGUCCUAGUCUGAUGAGUAACUUUAAUAUGAGUGUGUUUGCCUUUUUGAAGAGUGCCAAAAUUAAGCAAGAGAAGAACUAUAUCCAGCACAAUUAUCUGAGUUAUCAAUGUACUGUAGUAACAAAAAGUUACUUUUACUAAAUAAUUAUACGAGGGAAACUGUAAAAAGUACUUAAUCAGAUCAAACUAGCAAGAGGAUCUACUGAGGUUCUGUUAUUUUCUGCAUCGCACAAUCAUGGACUAGACACAACCUAUUGAUUACAGCCACUUAACUCUACAUUUACAGUCAUCAGUGGGAAUUUUAUUCUUUGUUUUGGAAGCCAUGUAGAGUUACUUUUUACUCAUUUCUUAAUUUUUUUCACUAUACUCAUUUAUUAUCUCCAUUAUAGAGGGUAUGUUAAUUCCUGCGCCAUAUUAUGGGUCAUUUUUAUUGGACCUACAGUCGCGUUCAAGAGUGAUACCUUUUCCAGUUGAACUUUCCAGCAAGGUGGGAAAGCUGUUUUUAAACUGUAUACUGGGGCAAGAAAGGAUCUAUUUAAAAUAAUUGACACCAUUCUUUUAGAAGCUAGCAUAAGUUAUAAUUAUGUCAUUCCCUCUAAGAGUAAUUAUAAUAUUAUGAUACUACAUUCAGCUCAUUCUAAAGGUGGGCUUGUAUGUCCUGAAGUUGGGUUUGUCCCUAAUAUAAUUUAUAUUAAGCUGAGAGGGUGAAUGUCAUGUACAUGUGGAUCCUAUAGACCUUGCCAACCUUUGUGUUACUUCAGAAGUUUUGCUACCAUCAAAUUGACUUUUAAUAAAGGUUGCUGUCAUUGUCAUUGUCAGCCGUGAUAAAAGGCUGUUAGUGUGGUUCAGUAAGGAAAAUGAACAUAUCACAUGUCUUGAAAUAAGUCUAUGCAUUACUAGAUCUGAAGAAGUUCUCAGGUCUCAUAAACUUUUGAUGUGUCCUCGAAAUUUAAAAAAUUUGAUGUUAGUUUUGUCUGGGUUUUGUAGGUUUUCAUUAGUCUUGUAUUUUCAAACUUUUUGCCUUCGAAAUUUCAGACUUUUUAAAAAAGUUGCGGCUUCCCUGCUAGCAGAGGUCACUCAUGACUCUGCUAGCAGGGAAGGUUGCAGCAUUUCUGAGUGAAUCUACGACUUUGCCAUUCAUUGCUUUCAAUAAAAUGUAACCUGUGAUAAGGUUUCUUUUUUGGGGGAUAGAGUUGCCUCCAAAACAAAAAGGGAAGCAGGACUGCCAGAUCGCAGGUUAUGUAAAAUGCUGUUUUGAAGAUUCCUAGAUUUUUCGUAUUUGAGAGAUUGUUCAUGAAAUUUAGGUUCUGAUACUUUUAUCAUGAUUCUUAAGUCAAAUCUAAACCUUAAGGCCUGUUCAUUUGUGAAAAUAAAGUGCCCACAAAUAUGAGUUAGUAACAGUAAUGUACAACAAGGCAAUUAAGUCAGAAAAGAGUAUAAGAGUGUCUGAGUGUCUCACAGAGCUUUUGCUGAAGCAAUCAUCUGUCGUCUUUCAGAUUGGUCCAGGCGAAAGUCAGCCAUUUGAACUUACUGUUAAAAGACUGGAAUCAGCAUUACAGAAAGCACAGGAGCAGGUAUUUUCCUUGGGUCAAAUCAACUGUGGAUAAUUGAGAAAUCAGUUUUUUAAUAGCGUAUUUAGAGUAUUAACACUUUAGAAACGAGAACAGAAUCGGAGCUCAAAUGUGAGCUGCAGUUGGUUCUGGGAUUGUUACUGGGGACGUGCUGGUCAGCUAUUGGCCAAUUUUUUUUUCCCUGUCCCUAGGAGGGGGGGGGGGGGGGUACAAUCGGGGGUCAAAUGGGGGGGUGCGUUUGUUCUGGGGUUUUUACUGGGGGCGUGGCUGGUAGCUUUUGGGCCAUUUUUUUUUCCCCUUCCCGAGGGGGGGGGGGGGGGGGUAACCCUGGUGCUAGGGUUACGCCAGCAAGAGAGAUACCAUAGCACUCGCACAUUUCUUCUUUCUUUAUGCAACAUGUUUAAAAGGGAGAUAAGGUUUAGGGUUACCCCAGCAAGAGGGUUACCCUAGAAUCAGCACAUUUCUUCUUUAAAAGGGAGAUAAGGUUUAGGGUUACCCCAGCAAGAGGGUUACCCUAGAAUCAGCACAUUUCUUCUUUAUUUUUAUGCAAUGUGGUUACAAGGCAGAUAGGGUUACCCUGGAGCUAGGGUAACCCUACCAAGUGCUAUGGUUACCUAUCUGCCUUGUAAACACUCUGCUAAUGAGAACUCGCCUACCUGGGACAACUUUCCUUUGUCAUGCAUGACCAUUAAUCUUGACAAUUUGAAUGGAGUUAUCCAAUUUCUGAGUGAAAUUAUGGUAUAAACAUCUGAACAAUAUACUGUAUUUUCUGUAUACGAUGAUAAUAUUUUUGUUUUUUUUUUGUGAAUUUAACUUGUGUUCCAUAGAGAACUUAAAGUUUUCUUUCAAAUCUUGAACAUCACAAAGAAUGUUUAUUUUAGUCUUAUGUGGUCACACAUGACGAAACACAUCAGUAAAGCUGGUAAAUUUGACUGGGUGAAAGGGUAACCCUAUGUGCACCUGUGAAAUUUUGCUUGUAAACCUGGCCUAUCUCAAACCUGCUUGCUAGGGUAACCCUAGAUCAAGGGUAACCCUCUCUCCUUGUAAACGGGCCUUAAAGUUAUUGUUAAUUUGGUUUUUAUUUUACAGGGUGUAAAAAUCCGGGGGGUUUUGUUGUGUAACCCCAACAACCCCCUUGGAGUUAUCUAUUCUGAAGAAUUUUUGCAAGGCUGUCUACAGUUUGCUGCAAGGUGAGCAGGCAUUUAUGAUUUCUUAAUUAAAUUUUUAGAUGAAGACUGGUUAUCAUGAUGAUUUUUUUUGUGCCUGUUUUUUUUUUCUAGCACUCCUCUGUAGUAAUUAAUAAAUUUGUUGCAAUUUAAUGGGUCAUCCUUACGUCAGUAUUGGAAUGAAGGGAAAACUUUUAAAAUGCUGGCAUUUCUUGGUACCAAACUUGUAGUCAGGAGACGAAGAGAGAACUAAUUGCUUUGUCCACAGUGGUGACAGUAGAGAGUGAACUGGUGUGUGGAUGGUUAUGGUUCAAAGCAAGUGGUCCCUGUUUAUAUGCAUGUUCUCAAAAUCUUUGCUGUGUGUUUCUCUAACUGAAAGACACUGGUUGCAUUUGCAGGCACUCUUUGCAUGUUAUCAUGGAUGAAAUUUACAUGCUGUCACUUUUCAAGGAAGGCUGCUCUAUGACGAAUGUGUUAAGUUUAAAAAAGUGAGUGAGUCACUGUCUUGAUUCAUUGACACCUGUAUUAAUAAGCUACCUUAAGGGAAUGGCAACCUAAGCAGUUCUAAGCGCUGGAUAAAUUAAUAGUUUUUCAAAAAUAGAUCAAGAGAAGACUACAAGGAGAAGUUAUACUGAAGUCACGUGAUGACUUAACCGUUUUAGGGUUUUAUACCUUUCCUUGUGACAAAAGGAAAGAAACAAGCCUCCAUAAGAGCGAGGUCGUACACACAUGUAGUUUAUCCUGCAGAACAGGCACUAUUUUUUCAUGUUUUUCAGGCGAGCACGAAGCGGGUGUAGUACGCGAGACACGCGUGCGUUCCCCAUCACGCCUGUCUCGCGCUCCACGCACGCUCUGCGCUUGCCUUUGCUCGCCUGAAAAACGCGAAAAAGUAGCGGGUGUUCUGUAGGCUAAUGAACGUCACGAACCGAUAGAGCUCCUAAAAGUAAAGUGACCUUUUAGUAGAGGUGAAAACAAACAAUAAUUAAACUCGACGAGAACACUGAGAGCUACGUGUAGAAAUAGGUGACCAACACUGCUUGAUAGAGACCUGUCAGUUUUACAUUUAUUAAGGGGACUGUACGGCAUGUUCGGGUGAUAUGUAAGAAAAUUGCAACGGACAUCUUCUUUGGACGAGGAAUAUUGGUGCACCUUUUUUUCAGCCUUGGAAUAAAGUGUCACCGUUGUGAGCGAAACCUGUCUAGCUGGAACGAUACAUGAAUGCCUUGUCUUUCGUUAAACGUGAUUUUGUUCAAAUAGACUUCUUUAAUUGUUUACAGCAUUUUUUCUUCUGCCGCUGCCUUUUAUUUUUUUACCGUAAAUUAUUUGCCAGUGGAUAUGAACGGACUUUUCCUUUUGCUUUGUUUUCAGUAUCCCAGACAAGGAAAGGCUUCAUGUGCUUUGGGGAUUCAGCAAGGUAUUUAUAUCCACGUCCAGUUUCAGCUCCUCAUCCCCUGCGAAUUAGCGGUAACUAAUGGUGUUUUCUUUUCUCGCAUGUUCUUGAAACAUGUUUGUAGGAUUUUGGUGUGUCCGGUUUUCGUUGCGGAAUUUUUCACACAAGAAACAAAGAAGUUUAUCGCGCUAUGGCCCAGGGUUACACGCGCUUCCAUGAUUUAGCUACUCCAACUCAGGUAUGUAACACAAUUUGUGAAGCUUAAUGAUUUUAAAGUACUGCAGGGCUGGGUUGUUCAAAGCGGGAUUAAGAUAACCCAGAGUUUGUGUGAAAUUUGAAUUCAGAUAUAAAAGCUUAAAAAACAAAUUCAGUUAAAUUCCUCUGGUCUGCAAGUUGGUGAUUGGUUGCUCUAAAACGAACAGGGAAAAUUAUCCGAGAAAAUGCUUUUAAACAGAAAAAAAAAACCCGGAUUAAAAUUUAACCCUGGGUUAGCGCUAAUCAGCCUUCGAACAACUGGGCCACGAUGUUUUAAGCCAUUACAUUAAUACUAAGUUUUUAUAAUUAACGGGAAAAAUACGGUUAAAAAUAACUGUUGAAUAAUGCGAAGGAUUAAUGAAGUCGGCUUUCUAACUUGUUGAGUUGCUCACCCUAAUUCCUCAAGAUUCAGCUUGACACUUCACAGCACAUUCCUACCCUCAAAAAGCAGAGAAGGAUAAUAGUUCAUGCUUUAAGACAUGGUCCUGUUGAAGUGAUAGUAGUUUCGCUUUAAGGAAGACCACCUCAUGUACUGUACAUGUAAAUUGGAAGAAAAACGUCAUGUAGUGCCAAGCUAGUGAAGAGCAACGCCAAAACGUUUGCCAUUGCAAUGGAAAACUGUAUUGCUUGGUGCGGUGAUAUUUCUCGUAUUUUACCUUCCCAAAAGACGGUUUUUCUUGAGACAAAACUGUCUAACAUUAUACAAUUCUAAUUCUCAGUGUUUGUUUUCGCAAAGGUAAGAAGUGCAAUAUUUCUUUCCUUGAGAGUAGAAUGGAACUGAAGAAUCAUUUUCUUUACUGUACCAUUAGAAAAACGCUUUGUUCUACUUACCUUAAAGCAGCCACGACGAUUAACGAAGAGGCAGCGACAUUGAGGACGUCGGAAAAUUAGCGUAGACAACUACCAACAAUUUUCUGCACGUGCAAUGAAAAGUUGAUGAAAACUCAAAAUUCUUGCACGUGCAAAGUUUUGCACGUGCUCUGAAUUCUUGUAAGUUUCUUUACUAUUCAUCGCUGGGCCAGUGCCGCCACAAACAUUUUCAUUGGUGAGGCAACCAGGGGUCAAUUUAAUAAAACUUUUACAAGUGUAAUCUGCAAGUGUAGCUAUUAGGUGCGGUUACACGGGACACUUUUACCGUAGUAAAUUGGUGAAGUGCGUGUGACCAGACUUUCUCGACAUAAGUUUACCAUGGGAAGUAUCCAUGGAUACGUCAAAAAGAACAAAGAAACCGCCCAUGACAUUUAACGUGGUAAAUAGCUGACGUGUUUCGAUACCCAAGGCACAAGAACCAAUCAGUAUUCCUCAUUAGACACCAAAUUAGCAUGAAACUGCAAUAAAAAUGGAUUAUUUUAGCGGGUUUCUUGCGCGCUGUUUCAGUAAAGAACGAUGUUGACAUGGCAGAUUUUUACGUUAAGAUGAAAGUAAGAAGGAAUUUUGAGCCUUCAGCCCCACGCUCGACAUGUUAGCAGACAAUGGAGUUUAUUAAUUCAUUUUACUGACCUUACCAAUUCCACUCUUUUUACGCAGGUUAUCCUGAGAAACCUUAUAAAGGAUCGAGGUUAGUUUUAUUCUCCUUAGCCGAUUCUUGUCCGAUUUUGUCUGAUUUUAUUUUUGCUCAAUUUCUUGUCCGAUUUUUCGUCCGAUUUUUUGUCCCAUUUCUUGUCCGAUUUUUUUCCGAGUUUUCGUCAAAUUUUUUGUCCAGUUGUUUGUCCGACUGUCGGAUGUCUUUUGUCUGAUCUCCGAUGUCUGAUACCUAAUGUCCGAUUUUCGAUGUCAGAUGUCCGAUGUCUGAUGUCUGAUUUUCGAUGUCUGAUGUUCGAUGUCCGAUGUCUGAUGUCUGAUCUGCGAUGUCUGAUGUCUGGUGUCUGAUGUCGAAUGUCCGAUUUUCGAUGUCUGAUGCCCGAUGUCCGAUUUCCGAUGUCUGAUGUCUGAUGUGGAAUGUUCGAUUUUCGAUGUCUGAUGUCCGAUGUCCGAUUUUUUAUGUCCCAUUUCUUUUCCGAUUUUUCGUCGAAAAUCGUCAAAAAUACUCCCCUGCGCGUCGUAUGUUGAACUCUCUUCUACUGCGUCUAAUGCUUGAUAUAUUACAUGAGAACAAACAAGAAAACAGACAUGAUAUGGGACAAGAAAUCAGACAAAAAAUCGGACAAGAAAUCGGACAAAAAAAAUCGGAAGAGAAAUCGGACAAAAAAUGGGGCAAAAAAUCUUACAAGAUAUCGGACAACAAAAAUAGGACGAAAAAAUCGGUCGAAAAAGCGGACAAAAAAUCAGACAAGAAAUCGGACAAGAAAUUGGACAAAAAAAAUCGAUCAAUAACUUGAAUGUCGUGUUAAUUUGUGUGAAUGUGAAUUUGAACAGUUUGGAACCUUUUAAACUUUUUUUCUUAAUCCACUAAGACAAGGUCGUUCACGAACUGUUAACCGGGGAAAGAAGAGCUUUCUGGGGACAAGUUGCCAGCCUUUGCUCGUUACUCCACUGGCCACUCUUUUAUCUACUUUUUAUUUGUGGUUAUACAAAGCAUUUUCCCCGGGAUGCGUCCUUUUCUGGCGGAAAAAAAAGACACCUGUGUGACCGGUUCUUCCGGUGGUGAAUUUGCCGUGAAGCGUAACCAUAGAUACGUCAGGAAUUUCAAAGAAGGUGACCACGACAACGACCGAGAUGUUUGUCUCACAAUAAAAAACAAACAAACAGUGGGGUGCCUAUGAAAUUCCCGCGUAAAACACCCACUGCAUGCGGCAAUACCGCUGGAAAAAAAAAGAACUUGAUUUGACCGCUUUUACCACAGCAUACAUACCGCGAGAGAAAUAUCAUGGGAAAAAGCUUUUCCCACGGUGUGUGUGACUGAGACUUAAAUUUUUUAAGUCCAUAUAUUGCCCUUCAGUACUUCUUGCAACAGGGUAGCUUAUAGAGUUGUAGAUCAAAUAGCUUAGUCAGUUGGGAAGUGACAGCAACUCUAAAUCUUUAUAAUGUCUCGUUUGGCAGAUUGGUUAGAUAAGACUUUUAUACCAACAAACCAAGAGCGACUACGGAAAGCAUAUAACAUCACUUGUAAUGCUCUUCGUGAGGUUAACAUUCCAUUCAUCCAGGGAGAAGGCGGCCUUUUUGUUUGGGUGGAUUUUAGAGAGGUAAGAUGCAUUCUGUAUGCCAUUCAGUCUUCCCUUUGGUGGGGUGUGUGUAAGUGUAGGGGAGGGAGGGGGUUGGGUGGGGUGGGGGUACGGUUGAGGAAGGAGCUCAUGAACGCUCUUGUGUGUUGAUUACAGCAUUUUGAAAAGCCACAAUUUCGAUGAUGAUGAAUCUGCAAAUAAUCACGCAAAAAACAUGGAACGUGGCUGCAGCUCGGCCGGUAAACAGAUCAAGUAAUCAACCGCUUUGCUUGACCUCUAUUGAGGCUCCAGGAUUGAUUUAUGGAGUAGUGGCUUGUUAUUACCUAUCACUCUUAGAGUCAUUUGCAUAUAGUCAUAUACUUUGUUACGCAUGCAAGUCUUAAAUCUUGUUUAUUAUUUGACUGGUUCCGCGAGCGGUCAAAAUGAAGCCAUCCCUGUGUUCUGAUUGGCUACCCAGGGGGAAAGGUGGGCCCAUCUUUCCCGAUCGGGAUUUCCCGCUCUCGUCCCACGUGAAAACGUUUUCUUGGGCAUAUAAUAAAUCUUUUAUUGACCAAGAUUGUUCGGUUGAGAUAGCUGGAUAUUGGACUCGUAUUUAAUGUGUGUGUUUUCAUCGACCUCGAAUUCGCCUCUGUUCAUAAAAAAGAAAAAAAUCAAUUUAGGUCUCUGGGGAAACUGCCCACCUACCCCUCCCCUACGUCAACAUUUUGCCCUAAAUGAGAAGUAAGUGUUAAUGUUGGCUUAAGGGAGGGGUAGGUGGACAGUGAAUUGAUCCAAAAAAAACUUGGUCAAUUUCUAGCCAUCGAUUGCUCUAAUCCAGGGUCUGAUUCAUCCUAAUAACCAAACCACCUGACAUUUCUAGUAAAUGGCGAUGUUUGUGACACCAUGCUAAUGUUGACCGUGGAGUUAAUGUUUGUGGAUUAAAUUUUUGCUGUAGUUCAUAUUUGCUGGAACUUUUUUUUUCCGGACUGCGGAAAAAAACCCAAAACACAAUAACAAUAAUCGCAUAAAUUGGAACCCGCAAAAAUAAUGUGCCACACGUUUUGCUUACAGCGAUUUCACACAAAGUGUUCGGAAAGGAAGAAAAAUAUACGAUAUUAUUAAGAGAUUUACACUGGAAUUCGAUAGUCACCCUGCUCGUAUUAUAUUAACCCGCACGUUUAGACAGUCAGUAUAACUGCAGUACGGAGUUAGCAAGCUAAAGUAUCGUGGGUUUUUCUCUUAUUAUUAGCUUGUCCCAACGUCGACAUUUGAAGAAGAGUAUCAGCUGUUUGAGCGAAUGGUAGCUAAUGGCGUGUCUAUUUAUCCUGGAGCCUACUUUCUUUGUCCUGAACCCGGAUGGUUUAGAAUCAUUUUCGCCAUGGACACAGAAGUUCUUCAACUCGGUGAGUUACAAUUGUGUUCGAAUCGUGGAGCAAAAGAAGGUGGGGCCGCGGAAGGGAAGGGGGGGGAGGAGGUAUUAAAGGGUUUACGGUCAUCUCGCGAUCAACUAAAUCGCCACCAAGAAGUCGAUUCGCCACCAAGGAAUAACUCUGAAAUAACUGAAACAGUUUAAUACCUAGAUUACUUACCUAAGAUUCUGGUCAAGCGUAUCCGAAUUCAAAGUCGAUCCAAAUACAAAUCUGUCGAUCCUAUAUUGACGAUCCUUGCGUCGAACGUCUUCUGCUGUUGAAAUAUAUAAUGCAAAUACUAAUAAUACAUGUUUAGGUUCUGUGAAUGUAAACUUUGACAUUCGAUCGUGAGGGAUUAAAAAACUGGCAGAAACGUUUCACAACCACUAGACAUGUCUUUGAAAUAUGAACAUAAAGUAACGGUUACGAAAUUUCCGUUAAUGAAGGUUCAAACCAAUGCUAAGCUAAGUUCUAUUCUUGGUGGCGAGGUGACCAGAUACCUAUUGAAGAAGUGUAAGGAGGAGAAUACACAGAGGUGCUGUCGAUUGAAAUGUUCUUAAAACAUAGCCAGUCUUAACGUCUUAUUGAUGCUGAAAGUUUCGAUGACUGUCAGCCAUCUUUAUCAAAACUUGAAAAACAUUAAAAGUGUCAGAAGCCUUAAAUAGGCUUCUGAAGGUGUUAAUUAUUGCGAUAAACGCGCAAAGUCACUCUGUAGACGCCCCCUACCCCCCGUGGUUUGGGGGUGGAGAUCACUUGUGUCCAUAUGGGAGAAAGCUGAUAGGCUCCCUCGUCCCUGGCGAGAAGACGUUAAGACUGGCUGUGGUUUAAGAACAUUUCAGUCGACUGUUUAACUUCACUAGCCUGAUGAAUUUCUUCAAGAACACAGAGGUGCUAUUCGGAAGUAUCGAAGGUAUCUAAAAACUUGAAUUGUCAAUUCUUUCUCGUCAGAAGUCUUCAAAACAGUCACGAACGAGUGAACAAUUAUGGGAAACGACUACUGCACAGUUAUUUUAUGCUCCCCUUGAUUUUACCUGCUCGCUAUAUUUUUUGAUCCGACGUUGAGUGAGUCACUGAUCAAAGACCGUAUUUGCAGUGAUUCACUGUACCUUCAACGAUAAAGAAAAAGUACUUUGUUCAGUCUUGAUUUGUAGCGCAAGGCCCUUUUAUCCCAGCCUUUCGUUGAGAUUUUUAAAAGAGGUGACGUCAAAGGGAGCCCACAUAAAUUGUCUGACCGUUCGAAUGUGUGAAGUUAGAGGAAAAGUUCUUUUUUUUAGUAUUAAACUGCGAUGAAUAUUGACAUGUAACAUCAAUUCACCCUUUUUUUCGCCUAAAAUGUAUUGUACUGUCAUUCUGUAGCUGAGAGCGGCUACUUUUGGCAUUUGAAACGUUCUGCGUUGGACGUUUACAUGAGCGUAUACUAAACGCUUAGGUAAACGUUCGAAGCCGUUCGGAAAGCUUACAUGCGCCAUUUUCAUCUAGAAGAGUAACGGUCGGCCUCCUCUGCAUACUCUUGUUUUAGGGCUCUCAAGAAUACAGAAAACUGUCAAGAACGUCCGAACUGAGUUAGGUGCAAAACAGCCGGAUGGGAGAGUAAAAGCCCCGCCCAGUCACAGCCAAGAUAAUGUUACUUCUUCAGAUCAGACACUUGAGGACUUAAUUCACACGUUGAACCGGCAGAUAAAGGACAGUGAUUGGUUAAAAGAGAACACUGCAGAGAAAUGGGUUUCAGAAAACCCAGAACUAGCUAAAGCAUUUUUACACCAGGACGGCGAUAAAUAGCCGCAUUUCUAAAUUAUAACACUCGAAUAAUGUUCAGUGGCUAGCGAAGCAACAGAGUCUGG